CUUGCGACUAUGCGGUCAUCCAAUUCAGUACUUAUUACAUGAAGCUUGCUGUGGUGAUGUUUCUGAAGCAGUUACCAUAAACUUCGCGACAUGAGCGAACUAGAAUUUCGAGACGCCGACGCUAAACGUAUAUUAGCCCUUGCCCCAACCAACAAAUGGGCUAUCUACGCAGCGAAUGCCUUUACGCGGGCGUCAAUAGUCGAGCGGACUCUCUUCCGCUCCGCUGACGAGCCGGCAGUCGCGCGCGGAAUCCUCGACGAGCUCAUUUCCCUCCAAGGUGGCGGAGUGCAGGCGGCGGCUGGCGUGGGCGUGGGGAGCGCGGCAGGAGUUGGCGGCUCCUGUCAUGCAGGCGCGGUGGCCGGACUGGGCGCAGGGAGCACGGCAGCUGACGGCACGACGACUUCCAUGCAAGGCGCGUCAGAGGGGCUGGCUACGGAGCAGAUUGCUGGCCUGAUGUCCGGCCUGGGUGCCGUGCUAACUAGACUCUCCGAGAUGAAAAUGGUCCUCGAGUAUUUCAUACCGUCGACAGUAACGGUCACUCCAUCCCAGUGCUCGUCAGGGAAGCGCAACCAGAUUGAGGGCCUGAUGAGAAUAAAGUAUGACUACCGCCCGGACCUACUCGCGCCAUGCUGCUUCGGCCAUCUGCCAGUCUCGGCCGCAUGCCCGCCUGCGUUUGAGUGGCCCAACCCCAGCAAAGAGGACGCGGAGGAAAACGUCACGAGUGCGCUCGCCUGCUUGGCAAAGUUGGCGCCUGAAGGCGUGGUUGUCCUGCCCGUUCAGGACAUCACGUGGCUACAAGCCGAGGUUGUCAUUGACAAGACCACCAUUGAGAUCUCCUCUGGCAGGACGGACUACAUCUUCGUCACCAAGGCGGCAUGGGCCAGGUGCCAGGAGGAAUACGGCGCGAAGCUCCAAGGGCGCACACUCAAGGUCGACGCUGGCCACACCCCGUCUGAGGCGCUGCACUCUAUGCUCGGUUCAAUCUGCGGCUUGUACGAGGCCAAGUCCCCGGCCAGCAUGCUGCAUGACGGCGUGCCAAAAGUGCGCGCCCAGGCAGUGCUGGAGUACGUGGUGAUCAACCAGAUGGCGGAGUGGCCUGAAGACGACGUGGUCGUGCUGUUUGGCGACCUCAACACGCACUACGCGGUGCACGCUGGCCGCAACGACCCUGACCGCAACGCCAAGAGGUCCUUGCAUGUGGCGGGCCCUGCCCGCCUUCAAGAUGCGGCGGAAGGCUCCCCUGCCACGGCUGCGUACAGCCAUCCGGCCAGCAUAACUGCGGCCUUUCUGACUGCCCUUCUGUGCCCACGCGGGAAUGACGCGACUGAAACGCGCAUGGAAGGGGCCGGGAGCAGCGGGGGAGGAGGGACCGGCGGCAGCGGAGAAGGGGCGGGCGGCAACCAGCAGGGAGGUGACGCCACCUUCCACAGUGGAGGCGCCACCAAUGCGCAUGAUGGAGGCGCCGGCCGCAGCAAGCAAGACGCCAGCGGCAGCGGAGGCGGCCCCACAGGCGGCAACAAGGACGCCCACAGCAGUGCAGGGGCUGCCGACCGGGGUGGUGAAGGGUCCGUUAUCGGUGCGGACAGCUCCGAUGAAGGAGGGGGCUUUGACGGUGAUGAGGGGCUGCGGGAGGCGGCGCAGACAAAUUGGGACGCGCAGGUCUUCAUGUCGCUACUGCGCCUGCCCGAGGUGUACCAGGCGCUGGGGCUGAGCCAGCCGCCCACCUCCUUCCGGCCCCCGACUAAGGAGGAGUUCCUCGCGGGCUUCCGGCCCUGGGAGGAAUAGCAAGGCACUUCGUUACGGCAUGUCUGCUGUAGUAGCUGACAGCGGCAGGGCGGGGCAGCGGCGGUGGGGCUGGGUAGUACGCAGCGGCGCUAACAUCACACGCAGGGCCACGGCGGGGCGGGGGCCGGGCAGGGACGCGGCGGCGAUGGCUAGGGGUUUCAUAGGUGUGGCGGGCGGGUUCCGGCGGCCACAGCUGUGGUGUAGCCUGUGGCAAUCAGCUGCGGGUGGGCGGGCCGCCAGCCAGCCGGAAGGGGCUGUACAUGAUGCGCAAUGAUGCUUGUCUGUUUUCCUUUUUCCUGCGUGCUUGACUUGGAGCGCCUGUAUGCGUGGAGCAAGUGGAGCAGGCUGUGACCGCAUGCCUGGAACCUCGCAUUGGGCUGCAUUGGGACUCGCAGCCGUGCAGGGGGCGGCGGGGGGAUGCCGCGGGGGCUCUUGGAUGUCCUGUUAUGUCGAUUCAAGCGGUUGCCGAUGCGGCCAGGUCUUUAUUUCGUGGAGUUCACCGUCAUAUAGGCAGUUGCGGCGUGCAUGUGCAGUAUCAUAGCUGUUCCGUGUGGCGAUGAAGCUCAGUACCUCGGUGGGAUUUUGUUUGGCUCGUCAGGCGCAACCCAUUGAGUCUGUGUGUGGUUAGUGUGCAGCUGACAGGCCAAGUAAGGGCGUGGGGAGUGUGGCAGGAGCUGGUCAGUCGGUGUUACAACGGCCCAGGGAUCUGCUCAUUUCCUGAUUCAUCCCUGCGACUACUCACAAUGACUGCUGAUUCAUGUUGCAGCAGCUGGGCAGAGGUCGAAUCUGCGUGUUGUUGCUGAUGCCAGCCGUAUGCCAGCGAUCGUGCCGCAUUAACGUAUUGUACGUCAUUGGUGCCUUGGACACGCGUGUGCUGUAGAGAGCGAGAGCGAGGGCGUGGGCUGAGCCGGUGAGGCGGGCGCUGGUGGGACAGGUGCGGGCGCCAGUGGCUGUCACGACCUAGUGUGUGCAGCUUGCUGUUGAUGAUGAAAGCUGUGUUGGCGCGCGAAUGCCAUGCUGACUGCUGACGACUAGUCGUGGGCUAAGGCCUAAGGCGACAGGCAGGAAAGCUAUUCAGCAUGUUACCGUAGUGUUACAAAAGGUUUCGGGAAACUACGGGAGAGGCCCCGAAUCUGUUUCCCGAACCUAUUUAAUAGUUAUUAAUGGCCCUGGCUUCCCGAAAAUAAAUAU
Molecule: messenger RNA, 2976 nt
Organism: Chlamydomonas reinhardtii
Lineage: Eukaryota; Viridiplantae; Chlorophyta; Chlorophyceae; Chlamydomonadales; Chlamydomonadaceae
Exons: 8
Coding region: 91-1785 (564 amino acids)
Source: RefSeq, a predicted model, not a curated record